This is a messenger RNA of Fusarium poae, 2766 nucleotides long. RefSeq lists its product as uncharacterized. Gene Ontology annotation, molecular function: dioxygenase activity. Gene Ontology annotation, cellular component: nucleus. Gene Ontology annotation, biological process: DNA repair; DNA alkylation repair. The transcript has a single exon. The coding region runs from base 1 to 2766 and encodes 921 amino acids. Lineage: Eukaryota; Fungi; Ascomycota; Sordariomycetes; Hypocreales; Nectriaceae. The record is from RefSeq and is a predicted model, not a curated record.
AUGUUUUCUUUCGACCAGGCCUCUUUGCCCCAAAUCACAACACGCAAAGCCCUCAUCGGAGUGGAUUUCCAAGAGGACUUCAUAUCCAAGGAUGGUGCUCUACCUGUCCACGAACCAGAGGGCUUUGUCGAGCGUACUGUCAAACUUUCAGAGGCAUUCCGAAAUGUAGGUGAUGUUGUCUGGGUCCAGUCUCAGUUUAGCGAGACGCGACAUGCACCAGAGGAAGAUAUUGUUAUCACCGACAAGGCGCCUAUAUCAGUACAAGAUUCUUCAAAGGGUCGCCCAAGUCCUCCAGAUAAGAUAAUCGAGGCUGGUGGCCCGCCAGACAAGGAGGCUUUCCUCAGUCACGAGGAUGCUGUAUGCGUUGAAACCGAUACGCCUGGCUUCCAGAUCGCCUCCGUCAUUCAAGACUCAAUGCAUAAGACAGACGCAAAGGUUUCCAAAUCUCACUACUCGGCUUUUCGUUCAACUCAUCUGUUGCGCGUUUUGCGAGCCAAGAUGGUCAUGGAGCUUUUCAUCUGCGGGUCAUUGGCCAAUGUUGGUGUGUAUGCGACAGCCCUGGACGCUGCCGGACAUGGCAUGGCCAUCACCAUUGUUAAUGACUGCUGUGGUUACCGCACCGAGUCAAGGAAGAGCGAAGCAAUAGCCUCUCUGAUAGAACUCACCGGGUGUGAGAUCGCUUCAUACGAUGAGGUGAUGGAGGUAAUACAGCCCAAGCCGAAGUCUCCCAAGUCACGGAGGGCCCAACCACCCACCUCACCACAAGACUUAAAACAGCCGCAGACCGCCAAGUCAGGUUCCAAAGAAGUAAAAGGCCGCGAGAAGAGCACUACUCCAGAUUUCGUCAAAGACAUGACAAGCCUUCGGCUAGCUUCAGAUUCACCAAGCCCUGCACACUCAUCGCCUCAGACCCCACCAAAGGUCUCGUCAACAGAUGCAGUUGGAGGCCAUGACGCAACCGAGUUGCCAAAGACCGAAGAACCCCACGAUGUGAACCAACCUACGACGGGUGGAGAGCCCGACAUUGCACAUAUCACGGAUUCAUCAACCAAAAGUAAGAUUGUGGAUGUAGUAGAAGACAAGGCGCAUCAAGCAUCCCCACUACAAAGUACUGAAGAAGCAUCUACCAUUGAUUCAGACUGUUCAAAGAGUUCUGCCAAAGAUAAAGAUGAGCAUAUCCAGUCAUCAGUCUCAGUAAACAAAACACAGAGCGAAACAAAACUCAUUCAAACAACCCCCACCCUGAACGACAAGCAACUCGAACAAAAGACCAAAGAGUCAAAAACUUCCAAGGACAAGAGAACAGUGGCACCACAUGACGAUAACUUUGGAAAGAGAGGGCUUUGCGAAGGAGAUACUGAUAUUAUCGAAAAUGCUCUCCCUGAUUCCCUAGUCGACGGCAUAUUCGAUAAGCUACGUGAGGAGGUCCAGUGGCAGCAUAUGUCCCACCAAGGCGGACAAGUCCCACGACUUGUCGCAGUGCAGGGCGUAGUUGGUCCAGACGGGAGCAUCCCAGUUUAUCGACACCCUUCUGAUGAAUCGCCACCACUGCUCCCGUUUUCCCCGACCGUUCAGGCCAUCAGGGCCGAAACAGAGAAGCACCUGGGUCACCCCCUGAACCACGUACUCAUUCAGUACUACCGAGAUGGUACCGACUACAUCUCCGAACACAGCGAUAAAACCUUGGAUAUCGUCAAAGGAUCUUAUAUCGCUAACAUGAGCCUGGGUGCUGAACGAAUUUUCACGUUCAGGACGAAGAGGAAAGACAAGGACGCUAGUCAAGAUGGAGCCUCAUCACCAGCAGACUCGAAGAGGACGAUUCAGCGCGCCAAACUCCCACACAACUCACUAUGUCGGUUAGGCCUACGUAGCAAUAUGAAGUGGUUGCACGCUAUUCGCCAGGAUAAACGACCCAGAAAAGAAAAAUCCGAGGCGGAACUUGCUUUCGAGGGGGGGCGAAUAUCGCUAACCUUUCGACAUAUUGGUACCUUCUUGAACCGGGAGGAGACUUUUAUCUGGGGCCAAGGGGCCAAAGCCAAGACCCGCGACGAGUCUCAUCCCGUCAUCAACGGCCAAUCUUCCGAAGCUAUCGAGAUGCUGAAGGCUUUCGGAACAGAAAAUCAUGCAUCAGAAUUUGACUGGGAUGCGUAUUAUGGGAAAGGAUUUGACGUGCUGCAUAUGAGCAACGCGCCUCGUUUCUUUGCUUGCCGCGACCCAAUUGCCAACAUGCGCAUUGCUUUGAUGUUGGCCGAGUUUGGCGUAAAUCAUGCAAAAGGAAGCAUAACAACAGGAUCCGAGCCGCUGAGCUCCGAUAACCUUGUUGUUAAGUUUGCGGACAAGGAUAAGUCCGUCGUGCAAGGUGAUCUUGCUGUCAUGUUGUAUCUGGACGCUCGCUAUGGCAUCAGUAACCCUGGCAGUGCUUUGCAAGCUCCGGCGGUACUUGCAACCCGACUCACUCGUUUCCAGCGUGCCAUGGCCUUUUUGGAUACUUGGCGAAACUUGCCCAAGGUCGGCGACAAUGGCACACGAGAUAUCAGGUCUCUUAAACAAGAACUUGAAGACUGGAACAGUUUCGCAGAAGGGGACGCGCAACCCUUUAUUGCUGGCACGGAGAUGUCGCUGCCUGACUUCGCAAUCUGGCCAGUUCUUUACAGUAUGGUGGAAGAAGUAGGCCUGAAAACCUUUGAUGGUUUGGAAAGCCUCAGGGUGUAUUUCGAAAAGAUAGGGGAAAGGCCGGGUACGAAAAAAGUACUUGGCAGAGGCUAA